Opisthorchis viverrini is the source of this 297-nucleotide messenger RNA. RefSeq lists its product as hypothetical. Bases 1 to 297 code for a protein of 98 amino acids. The transcript has a single exon. Lineage: Eukaryota; Metazoa; Platyhelminthes; Trematoda; Opisthorchiida; Opisthorchiidae. The record is from RefSeq and is a predicted model, not a curated record.
AUGGAUCCAAGUAGAUGUGCGACCACGACCAAGGCUGAGAUUAUUUCCGGUUGGGUGAAUUCUGAGCAGCUGUGCACCGUACCGGGCGCGGCUCUUUACGCGGAUUAUCCCCGGUUAUCCAUAAUGAGGCUGAGCCGAGACCCGACAGUGAAGCUUCUCCUGAAGUACAGCAUAUUAGUUGGUUUGAAGGUAUUCCGUAACCUUCUGCAGUAUGUUUUCAGUUUGGUAUCACCAACCAAGCCAAGUCACCGGCAGGUAGUUUACGGUUCACAGCACUCUAGCACGGAAUUCCUGUGA